Molecule: messenger RNA, 2385 nt
Organism: Budorcas taxicolor (takin)
Lineage: Eukaryota; Metazoa; Chordata; Mammalia; Artiodactyla; Bovidae
Gene: ADGRG7
Product: adhesion G protein-coupled receptor G7
Exons: 16
Coding region: 1-2385 (794 amino acids)
Biological process (GO): cell surface receptor signaling pathway; G protein-coupled receptor signaling pathway
Cellular component (GO): membrane
Molecular function (GO): G protein-coupled receptor activity
Source: RefSeq, a predicted model, not a curated record
AUGGCUUCCAGCCAUGCCUAUAACCUCCGGGUGCUGGUGGCCGUUGUGUGUGGGCUGCUGACUGCCGCUGUUUUGGGACUGGGCAUCUGGAGGCUUGUGAUCAGGAUCCAGAGAGGAACAGUUACCCCUACAUCAAGCACCCCUAUAGAGUUCUGCAAGAAUGGUGGAACCUGGCAAAAUGGCAGAUGCAUUUGUCCAGAAGAGUGGAAAGGACUGAGAUGUACAAUCAUUAAUUUCUGUGAAAACAGUACCUAUGGGAGUUUUACUUUUAACAGAAUUCCCGUGGGAAGAUAUGGAUCUUCCUUGCAAGUAUGUGACAAGAACACUGUAAAUGCGGGCAGUCCAUUGGCAAUUCGGCAGUGCAGUCUUGAAAAUGGAGAGAUAAAAUUACAAAAUGUGACGAUAGGAAAUUGUUAUCAAAAUCUGGAAACCCUGGAAAAGCAGAUUGUCAAUAUCUCAACACAGUCUCAAAAUAUUUCUAAUGAAGCCCAGAUUUUAACAUCGAAUGCCAGUAAAUUAACUCCUGAGGACAUCAUGUCUGCUACUAGAGUAGUCGGACAGAUUUUUAACACAUCCAGAAAUGCUUCAUCUGAGGCGAAAAAAGUUGCUGUGACAACAGUGAGUCAACUUCUAGAUGCUAGUGAAGAUGUUUUUCAGAGAGCUGCUACUACUGCUGAUAAUGAUGAUACCUUUGCAACGCUUAUUGGGCAAAUGGAGACUUAUUCCUUGUCUUUGGGUGACCAGCUGCUGGUAGAACCCAAUAUAGCAAUACGGUCAGUUAAUGUCUCUUCAGGAGGCGAGGAGGGGUCUACAGGUGUUCUCUUCACUGUACUGAAAGGAACUAGCAAUGCUCUGGCUCCUGAUUCCACAGUUGUAAAAGUAGGUGCAGAGAAACUGAAUCUCAAUGAACAGGCUGAACUUCAGAUUUUGCUCAACACCUCGAAAACUAAUGUCAAGGCAUGUGGCUUUGUAGUGUAUCAAAACAACAAGCUUUUCCAAUCAAAAACUUUUAUAACUAAAUCAGACUUUAGUCAAAAAAUUGUCUCAAGCAAAACAGAUGAAAACGUGGAAAAUCAGAGCGCCUCUGUUGAAAUGGUCUUUAGUCCAAGGUACAACCAAACAGAAUUCCAUUUUCAUUCCUAUGCCUGUGUCUAUUGGAAUUUUUCCAUGAAGGAUUGGGACACAUAUGGCUGUCACAAAGAGAAGCCCAUUAAUGGAUUUCUACGCUGCCACUGCAACCAUACUACUAACUUUGCUGUAUUGAUGAGUUUCAAAAAGGAAUAUAAAUAUCCUGAAUCACUAGAUGUAUUUUCCACAUUUGGAUGUGCACUGUCCAUUGCUGGUCUGGCUCUCACAAUUAUAUUUCAGAUCGGCACCAGGAAAGUCAGAAAAACCUCAGUAACCUGGGUGUUGGUUAGUCUGUGUGUAUCAAUGUUGAUCUUCAACCUCUUCUUCGUGUUUGGAAUUGAAAACUCCAAUAAGAACAUAAAGACAAGUAACAGUGAUGUCAAUAAUGACUUGAGUGAUAAUGUAAUGCUCAGACAAGACACUGUGGUCAUCUCGAAUCCCAAGUGCACUGCAAUUGCUAUCUUACUGCACUAUUUUGGGUUAGCGACCUUUGUCUGGAUGGGACUCAGUGCUGCCCAGCUCUGUUUCCUUCUAAUUAGGACCAUGAAGCCUCUUCCUCGGCAUUUCAUCCUUUCUAACUCUUUAAUUGGAUGGGGAGUCCCGGCUAUAGUGGUAGCUGUGACAGUGGGAAUUAUUUGUUCUCAGAAUGGAAAUAAUUCACAGUGGGAGUUAGACUACCGGCAAGAGGAAAUCUGCUGGCUGGCAACUCAAGGAAGCAGCGGUUUGAUAGCAAGUCCAUUGUUGUGGUCAUUCAUUGUACCUGUGACCCUUAUCCUCAUCAGCAACAUUGUUAUAUUUAUUAUCAUUGUAGUUCAAGUACUGUGGAAGAAUAAUCAGAAUCUGACAAGCACAAAGAAGGUUUCAUCCCUAAAGAAGAUUCUUAGCACAUUAUCUGUUGCAGUCGUCUUUGGAAUUACCUGGAUUCUGGCAUACUUCAUGCUAACUGAUAAUGAUAACAUCAGGGUCAUCUUCAGCUACAUAUUCUGCCUUUUCAACACAACUCAGGGAUUGCAAAUUUUUAUCCUCUACACUGUGAGAACAAAAAUCUUCCAGAGCAAAGCUUCCGAAGUGUUGAAGUCAUUGUCGUCCACCGCUGGGAGAGUGAAGGUGCUGCCGUCAAAGCCACUGAGGCUGCGUGUGAGGAUGUAUAACAUGAUCAGGUCAUUUCCAGCCCUAAAUGAACGGUUUAGGCUGCUGGAGCCUUCCGCACUUACCGAGGAGAUGUCUGAGAGCGAUCAAGUAAACCCAAGCACCUAG